This is a messenger RNA of Magallana angulata, 2137 nucleotides long. Its product is annotated as tetratricopeptide repeat protein 30A-like. Gene Ontology annotation, cellular component: intraciliary transport particle B; axonemal microtubule. Gene Ontology annotation, molecular function: protein binding; intraciliary transport particle B binding. Lineage: Eukaryota; Metazoa; Mollusca; Bivalvia; Ostreida; Ostreidae. Gene Ontology annotation, biological process: intraciliary transport. The coding region runs from base 91 to 2034 and encodes 647 amino acids. The record is from RefSeq and is a predicted model, not a curated record. The transcript is spliced from 16 exons.
CAUUCCUUUUGGAAUUCGUUGCUAUCAACUGACACUGAGUAUUCCACGGUGGACUAUAGGCCAUAACCAUACUUGAUCACAAAUUAAAUCAUGACACACAUACAGCUAAAGGAGGGCGAAUACACAUCGACAAUUUACUCUUUGAUUAAAGACCAAAGGUACAACGAUGCUGUUCAUCUUCUUAGCAGUCAGGUUCAAGGACACACCAAGUCCAGAGCUGCAUUGUCUUUGCUCGGCUACUGCUACUUUCAAAUGCAAGACUUUGUUAAUGCUGCUGACUGCUAUGAAGGACUGAGUAUGAUGCAUCCAGAGAUAGAAGACUACAAACUGUAUUAUGCCCAAGCUUUGUACAAAGCCUGUCUCUAUCAGGAAGCUAUGAAAGUGGCCUGUCAGAUUGAUAAUCCUGAGUACCAGAGUCAGAUAACAAAGCUACAAGCUGCCAUUAAAUUUGGAGAAGAAGACCUACCAGGAGCUAAGAGUUUAGUGGAGCAGUGUCCUUCAGAUGACCCAGAUACUGAAAUAAACCUGGGAUGUCUGCUUUAUAAGGACAAGUUAUACGAAGAAGCUUGCCAGAAAUUUACCACAGCAAUGGCAAUUCUGGGCUACCAGCCCCAGCUCUCGUACAACAUCGCCUUGUGUCACUACCAGAUGAAACAGUAUGCCCCUGCCUUGAAACACAUUGCAGACAUUAUAGAGCGAGGAAUCAGAGAGCAUCCUGAGUUGAGUGUUGGAAUGACCACGGAGGGGAUAGAUGUGAGGAGUGUGGGGAACACCCUGACCCUGCAUGAGACGGCCCUCGUGGAGGCCUUCAACCUCAAGGCCGCGAUAGAGUAUCAGCUCAAAAACUUUGAUGCAGCCUGUGAAGCACUAACUGAUAUGCCCCCGAGGGCUGAGGAGGAGCUGGAUGCUGUGACCCUCCAUAACCAGGCCCUGAUGAACAUGGAGCAGCACCCCACCCAGGGAUUCGAGAAACUGCAGUUUCUGCUCCAGCAGAAUCCUUUCCCACCGGAGACAUUUGGCAACUUGCUUCUCCUCUAUGUCAAAUAUGAGUAUUUUGACUUGGCUGCCGAUGUACUUGCUGAGAACUCUCACCUGACUUUUAAGUUUUUGACACCUUAUAUGUACGACUUUCUGGAGGCUGUGAUCACCAGCCAGACAUCUAAGGAGGAGGCUUACAGGAAGUUGGAGGAGAUGGCCAAGAACCAGACCGAGACCCUCAGUAAACUCACCAAACAGGUUCAAGAGGCUCGUCAGAACCAUGAUGAUGAGGCUGUCAAGAGAGCUGUCAAUGAAUAUGAUGAGGCGCUAGAGAGGUAUAUACCAGUGUUGAUGCAACAAGCCAAGAUUUACUGGGACAUGGAGAACUACCCUCAUCUUGAGAAGAUCUUCCGCAAGUCCGUGGAAUUCUGUAACGAACACGAUGUAUGGAAACUAAACGUGGCCCAUGUGCUCUUCAUGCAGGAGAACAAGUACAAAGAGGCCGCAGGAUUCUACGAACCAAUCGUCAAGAAAAACUAUGAUAAUAUUCUAAGCGUCAGCGCCAUUGUUUUAGCCAAUCUGUGUGUUUCCUACAUCAUGACCAGCCAAAACGAGGAGGCUGAAGAACUAAUGAGGAAAAUCGAGAAAGAGGAAGAGCAAUUAUCGUACGAUGACUCCGAAAAGAAAAUCUACCAUCUCUGUAUUGUCAACCUAGUUAUAGGAACUUUGUAUUGCGCCAAGGGUAACUAUGAGUUUGGAAUUUCCCGCGUGAUUAAAUCCUUGGAGCCCUACAACAAGAAACUGGGGACGGACACGUGGUACUACGCCAAGCGCUGCUUCCUGUCCCUGAUUGAGAACAUGGCCAAGCACAUGAUCAUGAUGAAAGACCAGGUGGUUCAAGAGUGCAUACAGUUCCUGGAGUGCUGUGAAAUGUACGGAAAAGACGUUAAAGCCUUGAUUGAGCAGCCAUUGGAAGCCGAACCGAUGCAUCCUGGGAAAAACACUGUGACGUACGAAGCUCGUCUCCUGAAAAGUUUAUUGUUGCAACUGAUUUGAAACACUGCUUAUUUUUUAAGCAUUUCCAGAUUUAUUUGAACUGUGAUAGAAAACUGAUGACAAUUUGUCUAAAAUAGUUUUGUUGAAUAAAUUUGAAGAACAU